Messenger RNA from Trachymyrmex cornetzi, 2535 nucleotides. Its product is annotated as facilitated trehalose transporter Tret1-2 homolog. Gene Ontology annotation, biological process: transmembrane transport. NCBI's taxonomy places the organism in Eukaryota, Metazoa, Arthropoda, Insecta, Hymenoptera, Formicidae. Gene Ontology annotation, molecular function: transmembrane transporter activity. The record is from RefSeq and is a predicted model, not a curated record. The coding region runs from base 784 to 2388 and encodes 534 amino acids. Gene Ontology annotation, cellular component: membrane. The transcript has 7 exons.
GUGUCGAGCGCGAAAAAAGCCGCGACGGUGCAGCCGUUCAAUACGCGGCCAAUCUGCCAACCAGAAUCACAUGCACUCGUGUGACCGGCACGAGGAGGAACCCACGAAGAAGAGACUCCUGCGACAGAUAUUUCACAAGACGUCGUCGUCGAAAAAAGCCACGAUCUAGAAACUUUUGUCGAACGCUGAGACGAUCGGAGUCUUCCGUCGCGAUACUUGAACUUCCGACGUUUUAUUUCUUUCUUUCUUCGUCACUUUUCCUCUCACGUUAUAAGGGGUCUGGCUUGCAAUUGUCGUCGGACUCUUUUUGCAAAUUUCUAUUCCGUUUGCGUCCUCCCUAAUUUAUGAUCCGUAUCCGCAUAAACGCUCGCGCUUUUCGCGAACAAGUCCCGGAGGAUGGACCUCUUGGGAUGACUUGAGGAAAAACAGAGACAGAGAGGUACCGUUUGUCAUUGAUGCCGAUAUGGAAGAAAAACGGCGCGAGGAUUGUGCAAGAUUUUAGAGAGGAAUAUCCUUGUCAUUGAUCCAGACGAGAGAGUAGCUGAUACAAUUGCAAGUGUCAGUCACUUGGCUUUUUAACGAAGAGACUUACGGCUUUUCCCAACCAGAAAAUAGGGAAAUGCUCACCCUCAGUUUUAAAUAGAUUUGAAUUUCAACAUUGUCAUAAGAUUAUUGUCAAGACAUCUACGAUAGUAUUUAUGGAUUCGCUGAUGAUAGUUUGAAGAAAACUGAAACGUACGAAUAAUAUAGUACAGUACACCCAACUGCCCUUCGAGGCGUACGAUGGUCACUCGGAUGAAGCUCUGGUGGAAGAUCCUUCAUUCCGGCGACAAGAAUGGUAUCUUCGCGGGUUUGGCCGCGCACUCCGGCCAGAUCUCCGUGGGACUCUCCCAGGGAUACAGCGCGAUUCUGAUACCGAAACUCCUCGAGACAAACUUCGUGGACCAGUCACAGGCUUCGUGGAUCGCUUCCCUCGGUGUAAUCUCAAAUCCCCUCGGUGCCUUCGUCGCCGGAAUCUGCGCUGAAUGUUUCGGCCGCAAAUCCGCGAUCGCCCUAGCCGCGAUACCGCACACCGUUGGCUGGCUGCUGAUUGCGUUAUCAAGAAAUGUAUCGAUGCUGUAUGUCGGCAGAUUCAUCAGCGGUAUCGGCACUGGCAUGGCCAACGGGUAUUAUCUCUACGUCAGCGAGGCGGCAGCGCCAAAUCAAAGAGCGUGGCUCGCGAGCUGUGGACCAGUUCUAGUCUCCCUGGGCGUCUUGAUUGUGUAUACCUUAGGUACCAUCACGACGUGGCAAAAAGCGGCCGUUGUCAGCAUCGGACCCGCGAUUCUGUCACUCGCGUUGAUAUGGAUAAUACCGGAAACUCCCGCCUGGUUGGCUUCAAGGGGUCGAACGAACGAGGCCAAGGAGGCUCUUCUGUGGCUGCGAGGACCCGGAUUGAACGUCGACAGAGAGUAUCAAGAACUCUGCGAGACGAACGCGAAGCGGAAGGAAAAAAAAGAGAGCCUACUGCGGGCGUUACACAAGCCCAACGUGUGGAAACCGUUCGUGAUACUCUUCAUCUUUUUCGCGCUCCAGCAACUGUCCGGCAUCUACGUGAUCCUGUUUUAUGCUGUAAACGUGCUCAAGGAUAUCGGCAUAGAUAUGAAUGAGUACGCGGCUAGCGUCGGCAUGGGUGUCAUCAGGCUGUUCGCGUCAAUCCUCGGCGCUGGACUGGCCAACAGCUUCGGCAGGAAGAUCCUGGCCUUCUUCAGUGGUUUUGGAAUGGCUAUCGCCGCCAUGGGAGUCGCCCUUUGUUUCAGGUUCGAACUCCCAUCGUGGAUGCCACUACUUUGCAUCGGGAUCCACGUAGGCAUGUCCAUGAUAGGCUUCCUCACGUUACCGUGGGUCAUGACCUCGGAAUUGUACCCGUUGAGAUUUAGAGGCAGUCUUGGAGGUUUCACAACCAGCAUCGUGCAGAUAUUAACGUUCGUAACAAUCAAGACAUAUCCAGAUUUGAAGGCUAUUGUCGGUCUGGAGUUCACUAUGUGGAUAUUCGGUGUGGCUGGCGUGCUGGGCGUAAUCUUCGCUCUAACGAUACUGCCGGAAACGCGGGGACGCAGCCUCGACGAUAUCGAGAUGAAGUUCUCCAGCAGAUCGAAUGACGACAGUUCGAUAUAUGCCGGCAAGAUCUUCUCCAACGCGUGGUCCCAACCGAAGAACAUCAUCCUCCAGCGAUUCACGUCGAUCUCGGAAGAAAAGCAAUCAAAUAUCGCGGCGAACGCGUAUGUCUACGACAACUUCUGCCUGGAACUGUCUCCGGAGAAACUAGAGAAAGAUAUUGAAGUUUCCGAGAAGAAAUUGACUCGUGAUCAACGAAUCGUAAUCGCGCUUGAUCGCGUGCGCGUUUGAUACGAGAAAUCCAGAAGAACUUUUAUACUAAUUCCUAUAUGCAAUUUUAUAUAUUAUGUCUAGGAUAUUUAAAUUAUGUUUAGGAUAAUUAUUUAUUUAUUUUAUACAAUUGAUAAGCUGAGAGUUGAUCAGUCAUUAGUAUAAAUG